Messenger RNA from Fusarium proliferatum ET1, 870 nucleotides. RefSeq lists its product as uncharacterized. Bases 1 to 870 code for a protein of 289 amino acids. The record is from RefSeq and is a predicted model, not a curated record. The transcript has 2 exons. NCBI's taxonomy places the organism in Eukaryota, Fungi, Ascomycota, Sordariomycetes, Hypocreales, Nectriaceae.
AUGCAUGUUGUUUCACUUAUUGUUUUGCUGCAGAGCAUCCGGAUCUGUGCAGCCAGGCCUGUAGACCUUCAACCAGCUACGUUGGCGACAAACGCAGAUAAGAUUCUGACCCCGCAAGAUGUAGUCAAAGGAUUUGAGGAUUGGUUCAAACCCAAACCCACUGCCAAAGUCCAGAACACCAAAGAAUCUAUCUGCGGUGAUGAUUCAGAGAAGUGUGAUCAAUGCGCUAGUAAACCGAAUUCGCCCCUGGAUAUGGGAGAAAUAUUUGACUCUGGCAGGCUUGAUCAGAAGGUCAACGGUACGGUGUCAAAUGAUAUCGAAGGGAAUGAAAAGUCCAAUGGCAAGCCGAAAGCCGGAUCAAACGAGGAAUCGAGUCACAAAUCCAAUGAUACCGAGACAUCUUUGGAAUUGCAUGACAUAAAUUGUUUCGGUCGGCACCAGUUUGGAAAACACGAAGACAUCCACCAAAUCUCGCAACAGAACUACGCAGGCUUUGCGUGUCCGGAGACCGGGUCAAAGAUGAUCAAGAAAGGUGACAAUAGUACCUUCAUCUCUUAUCAACGAUGGAUAUACGGCGCGCCUUAUCUAUACAACGUUUACUGGAAGGACGGCUGUGAACUAGAGAAUGGCAAGACUGAGCAGGACGUUACUGAUCCAUUAGAAGAGGGAUACAAGCCCGAAGCACGUGUGUGUCAAGAGUUUCUCGCCAAAGCCUACAGGGGUUGCAAUAAUGGGGGGACAGGCGGUUCGUUGCAGGCCGGCUGUCUGGUGUAUGAGUUCCAGGCCAGGGACAAGGAAAAGAAGCAUGCUCCUUUGCCUUAUAUGCGAGGGGGAGAAAUUCUUUUUGAUUGGCCACCGGUUGCUGGAUGA